AUGAGAUAUAUAUAGUAUAUUUAUUUAAUUUUUUUAUUUUAUAAUUCAGUAAUUGGAAGGCUACAGCAGCUAGCUGGAGAAGAAAACUCCUUUUCACACGAUGCUUGGGGUUUCAGGCAUCAUCGGAGCCGCCACCACCGCCGCCGCCGCCGCAGUCGACGGAUCCAAGGCAGAGAAUAAUCAGGAGAGCGGCGGAGGCAGCGGAGGCAGCAGCGAGGUCGGCGCAGGAGGCGGAGUGGAUGAAAAUGAGAGAAUUGGCGGCGGAAACCGGUGGCCGAGGCAGGAGACGGUGGCGCUGCUGAAAAUUCGAUCUGACAUGGAUGUUAGCUUUCGCGAUGCAAGCCUUAAAGGGCCAUUAUGGGAGGAAGUUUCCAGGAAAAUGGCGGAGCUUGGGUUUCAACGAAGCGCUAAAAAAUGCAAAGAGAAAUUCGAAAACGUCUUCAAAUACCACAAAAGGACCAAAGAUGGGCGAGCAUCCAAACAAGACGCAAAGGCGUAUCGAUUCUUCGACCAAUUAGAAGCUCUCGAAAACACCUCUCCGAAUAACCACCAUUUCAGCAAUCCACCGCCGCCUCCCUCCGCCGCAAUGCUUACUGUUCCAUCGGCGAGUCCGACGCCGCUAAGCGUGGUGCCUCCGCAGAACAUAUCCAUCGCGAAUCCGAUCAAUUCUUCUCAAUUUCAACUCCCGAUGUGGAAUAAUUCGAUGUCGUCGUCGACUUCCUCGGACGAGGACAUACAGCAGCGGAGGGGGCGGAAGAGGAAGUGGAAGGACUACCUAGAGAAGAUGAUGGCGGAGGUAGUGCAGAAGCAGGAGGAUCUGCAGAAGAAGUUUCUAGAAGCUCUCGAGAAAAGAGAGCGCGACCGCAUUGCUCGCGAGGAGGCAUGGCGCGUCCAGGAAAUGGCGAGGCUGAAUCGCGAGCGCGAUCUCCUCAUCCAGGAGAGAUCCGCCGCCGCCGCCAAAGACGCCGCCGUCAUCUCCUUCCUGAAGAAAGUCUCCGGCCAAGCCGAUCUCCAGAUCCCCACCACUCCGCCCCCUCCGCCUCCGCCGCCGCAGCCCCAGCCAACGUUAGACAUCACGCUGCACAGAGACAACAACGGCGGAGAUGAUUACAUCUCCGCCAGCUCGUCGCGGUGGCCGAAGGCGGAGGUGGAGGCGCUGAUCCAGCUGCGGAAGGAUCUAGAAGUGAAGUACCAAGAGAGCGGGCCGAAGGGCCCGCUCUGGGAGGAGAUUUCGAAGGCGAUGAGCAACAUAGGGUACAACCGAAGCUCGAAGCGAUGCAAGGAGAAAUGGGAGAAUAUCAACAAAUACUUCAAAAAGGUAAAAGAGAGCAACAAGAAGCGCCCCGAGGACUCCAAAACAUGCCCCUAUUUCAACCAGCUCGACGCCAUGUACAAGGAGCGGGCCAAGAGCCUCGUCCCCUCAUUCAACCUCGGGCCCAUAAUGGCCCAGCCCGAACAGCAAUGGCCUCAGCAGCAAAUGCAUGAGAGCGAACGACAUAACGGCAACAACGGUGAAGAUGAAAAUGAAGGUGAAGACGAGGAAGACGAAGCAGGCGAUUACGAAAUGGUGGCGACGAAGCAGCCGCCUUCGGUGACGAACGCAGUGGAAGGAGGCUAGAGAGAGAGAGAGAGAGAGAGGGGGGAGUAAAGAUGAAGGCAAGUGGGGGUGUCAGAUGUGGGCGGAGGAGAUAAGGAAAGGAGUCAGAAAAUGGGUUGGCAUUUUCAUUUUGAGAUGAAUGGUGGUGAAAACAAUUUAUAUUUUCACAGUUAAAAAUACAGUACUGCUUUGUUGGAGAAGAGAGGUUAAUUACCUUUUUUAUUUUAUUUUUUCCUAUAUGUUUGUUUUUAUAAAUUAAAUAAACUGAGGGACAGAUUAAAUUCAUCAACGGAUUUGGAAUUUUGUU
Messenger RNA from Salvia hispanica, 1904 nucleotides. Its product is annotated as trihelix transcription factor DF1-like. The record is from RefSeq and is a predicted model, not a curated record. Lineage: Eukaryota; Viridiplantae; Streptophyta; Magnoliopsida; Lamiales; Lamiaceae.